Molecule: messenger RNA, 504 nt
Organism: Lathyrus oleraceus (garden pea)
Lineage: Eukaryota; Viridiplantae; Streptophyta; Magnoliopsida; Fabales; Fabaceae
Product: secreted RxLR effector protein 161-like
Exons: 2
Coding region: 1-504 (167 amino acids)
Source: RefSeq, a predicted model, not a curated record
AUGUUUAGUGUGUGUUUAUGUGCUCGCUUCCAAGCAAAUCCAGAGGAGUCACAUCUCACCGCUGUUAAGAGAAUCAUGAAAUAUCUCAAGGGAACAACAAAUGUCGGCCUAUGGUAUCCUAAAGGUAGUAUUUGCAAAUUGGUUGGUUAUUCUGACGCUUACUAUGCAGGAUGUAAAACUGAUCGAAAAAGUACUAGUGGGACAUGCCACAUCCUUGGAAAUGCAUUAGUUUCGUGGGCUUGCAAGAAACAAGCAUGUGUUGCUCUAAGCACUGCCGAAGCAGAAUACAUCGCCGCAGAUUUUUACCCUGAACUAGUUAAGGUUUUCUACUCCAAUAUGGUAAGGAAGAAAGGGAAAUUAACAUCUGUAGUGAAAGGAGUCCCAAUCUCUUUAACUGCAUCUGAUAUUUGUGCUAUUUUUGAAAUCCCUCCUGUUGGUCAUAAAUUUGUUGGGACAAUUGCUCCAUGGGAAAACUAUAGCAAACAUGCCUUUACAAUAGCUUAA